This is a messenger RNA of Sphaeroforma arctica JP610, 465 nucleotides long. RefSeq lists its product as hypothetical. The record is from RefSeq and is a predicted model, not a curated record. NCBI's taxonomy places the organism in Eukaryota, Ichthyosporea, Ichthyophonida. The transcript has a single exon. Bases 1 to 465 code for a protein of 154 amino acids.
AUGACGGGACCCAAGACUAGACCAUUGCCUACGGUAGGUAAGCAAGCCCGUGACCGGCUGCUGGAACGGUUGGUUGGAGCUCUUCGCCGUUUAACCGUGCUAUGCGAUAAGAUGGACACAGCACGUGCCAAGAAACCUGCACCCGAAUACGAUAAGAAGGUAGAAAUCAAUUUGGAAUUGACCUGUUUGCUUUCGGAGGCCCAAUACUCAAUCCAAACCCUGGGUAGGCUUAGACAAUCCCCAGAAUGGAUAUCUGAUCAAGUAGGACACUUGAAUACGAUGAUGCAUGUGCAGGAGGCCAAGGAAAAUAUUCAUCUCAUUCAAGAGCAACCCCGCCAACUCAGUGAAUUGUCACGGGCGGAUAUUGACACGUCUACGCCCCAGGACACGGUCCAGGCGACAGUGGAUGAUCAUUUUUCUGAGACUCAGGCCGCACCAACAGUGCAACAACAUUGGGCUCCUUAA